Messenger RNA from Engraulis encrasicolus (European anchovy), 1740 nucleotides. Its product is annotated as keratin-associated protein 10-4-like. NCBI's taxonomy places the organism in Eukaryota, Metazoa, Chordata, Actinopteri, Clupeiformes, Engraulidae. The record is from RefSeq and is a predicted model, not a curated record.
AUGUCUCAGAAUGUCUACCUGACCAGUCUAUGUAUCCAACACUCAUGUGAGCACUCUUCUCUACUGAAGUUACCUGCCUGUCUGUCUGUCUGCCUGUCUGUCUGUCUGCAUGUCUGUCUACUUGUCUGCCUGUCUGUCUGCUUGUCUGUCUGCCUGUCUACUUGUCUGUCUACUUGUCUGCCUGUCUGUCUACUUGUCUGUCUGCCUGUCUGUCUGCCUGUCUGUCUACUUGUCUGCCUGUCUGUCUGUCUGCCUGUCUGUCUGUCUGCAUGUCUGUCUACUUGUUUGCCUGUCUGUCUGUCUGUCUGUCUACUUGUCUGCCUGUCUGUCUGUCUGUCUGUCUGUCUGUCUGUCUGUCUGUCUACUUGUCUGCCUGUCUGUCUGUCUGUCUGUCUACUUGUCUGUCUGCAUGUCUACUUGUCUGUCUGCCUGUCUGUCUGUCUACUUGUCUGCCUGUUUGUCUGUCUGUCUGUCUACUUGUCUGUCUGCAUGUCUACUUGUCUGUCUGCCUGUCUACUUGUCUGUCUGCUCGCCUGUCUGCCUGUCUACUUGUCUGCCUGUCUGUCUGCUUGUCUCUGUCUCUCUACUUGUCUGUCUGUCUGUCUCUCUACUUGUCUGUCUACUUGUCUGUCUGUCUGUCUGUCUACUUGUCUGUCUGCUCGCCUGUCUGCCUGUCUGUCUGUUUGUCUGUCUGUCUGUCUGUCUGUCUACUUGUCUGUCUGCUCGCCUGUCUGCCUGUCUGUCUGUUUGUCUGUCUGUAUCCCUGUCUGUCUGUCUGUCUGUCUGUCUCCACUGUAUGUCUGUAUGUCUGCCUGUACUCCUGUACUCCUUGUCUGCAUUCCUGCCUGUCUGUCUGCCUGCCUACCUGUCUGUCUGUCUGUCUGUCUGUCUGUCUGCACUCUUGUUUGUCAGCCUGCCUGCCUUUCUGUCUGCCUGCUUGUUUCAUACGGCACCUUUAUAUCCACCUGUCUGCCUGUCUGUCUGUCUGUCUGUCUGUCUGUCUGUCUGUCUGUCUGCCUUCCUGUCUGUCUGUCUGUCUGUCUGUCUGUCUGUCUGCCUGCCUGCCUUCCUGUCUGUCUGUCUGUUUGUCUUUCUGUCUGUCUGCCUGCCUGCCUUCCUGUCCGUCUUUGUGUCUGCCUGCCUGCCUGCCUGCCUGUCUGCCUGCCUGUCUGCAUGUAUGUCUGUCUGCUGCCUGCCUGUCUACCUGUCUGUCUGCCAGCCUGCCUGCCUAUCUAUCUGUCUGUCUGUCCAUCUGUCUCUCUGCCAGCCCAUCUGCCUUCCUAUCAGCUUGUCUGUCUGUCUGCUUGUUUGUCUACAUGUCUACCUGUCUGCUUUCCUGCCUGUCUGUCCAUGUGUCUGUCUAUCUGUCUGUGUGCCUGCCCAUCUGGCUAGCUAUCUGCUUGUCUGUCUGUCUGCUUGUCUGUCUGCCUGACUGCUUCCCUAUCUGUCUUUCUGUCUGUCUGCCUGUCUGUUUGCUUGCCUGUCUUUCAGUCUGUCUGUCUGUCUGUCUGCCUGAUUGUCUGUCUGUCUGUCUGCCUGUCUGCUUGUCUGUCUGUCUGUCUGUCUGUCUGUCUGUCUGUCUGUCUGUCUGUCUGUCUGCCCAUCUACAUACCUGUGUGUCUGUCUGUCUGUCUGUCUGUCUGUCUGUCUGUGUCCCUGUCGGUCUGUCUGUCUGUUUGUCUGUCUAACUGUCUGCUUGUCUGUCUGUCUUGCCGUAACGCAAUCAUGUUUGUGUCAUAA